UAGCGUCGUGCAUUGUGGGAGCGGAUUGAGAAACAUGGCGGCGCGCAUCGUUGUCCGGUGUGUCCGAGCACUAAACCACCGUUCUGUAUGUUUUAACCGUGUCACUGCUGCCUCGACAUUAACAGCAGCUCCACUCACCCAAGGACGAACAUUUUCAGGGCUGACUACUGGACACAAGUCUCUGCCGGCGCAGCUCUCCGGCAGUUCACUUCAGGUUUAUCAGUGGAGGAAGUAUGGUGGCUUGCCCCCAUUAACCCUAGAGAGUGUCCAGGACCGUGUCCUCUACGUCCUGAAGCUCUACGACAAGGUCGACCCUGAAAAGCUUCAGGUUACAUCUCAUUUCAUGAAGGAUUUGGGAUUGGACAGUUUAGACCAGGUGGAGAUCAUCAUGGCAAUGGAAGAUGAAUUUGGUUUUGAAAUUCCCGAUGCUGAUGGCGAGAAGUUGAUGACACCGCAGGAGAUUGUUGACUACAUCGCAGACAAGAAAGAUGUUUAUGAAUAAGCAUAAAUAACCAAUAUAAAGAUAAUCCCAUCGGAUGACGAAAACCACGGAGCUUUUGUCUGGAACUGUUUAUGUUUCGGCUGUUCUUCAUCAUUCUUUAUUCUUUUUGUAUUUAGAUACAUGUUUAAAUCGGUGUUCAUAGUUUUGUUUGUGGCUGCUUGUGAUUUGCAGCUCUGCGGCACUGUCUGCUAGAUACAUGCACAAGCUCCUCGUUCCUUCAGUACAAUACAAAAAAUAAAGACUCUGAAAAGACUGUA
Molecule: messenger RNA, 759 nt
Organism: Puntigrus tetrazona (Sumatra barb)
Lineage: Eukaryota; Metazoa; Chordata; Actinopteri; Cypriniformes; Cyprinidae
Gene: ndufab1a
Product: NADH:ubiquinone oxidoreductase subunit AB1a
Exons: 5
Coding region: 35-502 (155 amino acids)
Biological process (GO): fatty acid biosynthetic process
Cellular component (GO): mitochondrion
Molecular function (GO): acyl carrier activity; acyl binding
Source: RefSeq, a predicted model, not a curated record